AGGGGCCGGCGGCAGCGGCGGAGCGGCGGCGGGAAGGGCUGUCCCAGGGCUCGGCGGCGACGAUGCCGGUCCAUUCCCGGGAGAAGAAGGAGAACAACCACGAUGAGAUGGAGGUGGACUACGGGGAGAACGAGGGCAGCAGCUCGGAGGAGGAGGAAACCGAGAGCUCGUCCGUGUCGGAGGAGGGGGACAGCUCAGAAAUGGAUGAUGAAGACUGUGAAAGAAGAAGAAUGGAGUGUUUAGAUGAAAUGUCCAAUCUUGAAAAGCAAUUUACAGACCUUAAAGAUCAACUUUACAAAGAAAGAUUAAGCCAGGUGGAUGCAAAACUGCAAGAAGUCAUAGCCGGAAAAGCACCCGAAUAUUUAGAACCGUUGGCAGCUUUACAAGAAAAUAUGCAAAUCCGAACCAAGGUGGCAGGUAUCUAUAGAGAGCUUUGUCUGGAAUCUGUGAAGAACAAGUAUGAAUGUGAAAUUCAAGCCUCUCGACAGCACUGUGAGAGUGAAAAGCUUCUGUUGUAUGAUACUGUACAAAGUGAACUAGAAGAGAAGAUUAGAAGACUUGAAGAAGACAGGCAUAGCAUUGACAUUACCUCAGAAUUAUGGAAUGAUGAGCUACAGUCCAGGAAGAAAAGGAAGGAUCCAUUUAGUCCAGAUAAGAAGAAACCUGUCGUUGUAUCAGGCCCCUACAUAGUUUAUAUGUUACAAGACCUUGAUAUACUUGAAGACUGGACAACAAUAAGGAAGGCAAUGGCUACACUGGGGCCACACAGAGUAAAGGCAGAACCACCUGUCAAAUUAGAAAAGCAUCUACAUAGUGCUAGAUCUGAAGAAGGAAGACUCUAUUAUGAUGGAGAGUGGUAUGGACGUGGGCAGACGAUAUGCAUUGAUAAGAAAGAUGAAUGUCCUAUAAGUGCCAUAAUUACAACAAUUAACCAUGAUGAAGUUUGGUUUAAAAGACCAGAUGGAAGCAAGUCCAAGCUGUAUAUUUCUCAGCUACAGAAAGGAAAGUAUUCAAUAAAGCAUAACCACAACUGACCGUUGCUAGGCAGAUAUGAAACAAGUGGUGUUGCCAUGCUUGAUGUGCCAUGGGGUGAAAGUUAUAUUUAAUAGCGUUUUGUAUUCCUUAUAAAUUUACAGCAGUAUCUGAUGUGUAUUUGUAGUGCUUAUGUAAGCUUUAUAUGGAUGGCCUUCAGAAACCUGAGGAUGUUAAAUCAUGUUGAUAAAGAUUUUACCUCUAAAUUGGGUCCAGUGCCUAAAAUAUGAAGUAUGCUCUUCAAGUAUAACGGCUCAGAAUUUCUCAUAUUCGUAAAAGGAAAAAAACAAUGUGUUUUUUUUUUUCUAUUGGUGACCAGUUGGUGUGAUAAAAAUGAUAACCAUAAUUACCAACAACUCUGUUUUCAGUGAACAUGUCAUGCUUCUCUUGUGGAUGUAAAUUUAGCCUGUUCAGCUGUUGCUUUUGAAUAGAAUGUAACACGCAUAAGCAUUCUUUUAUCCAAAGUGGACUGAUUUAUUAAAAUUAUUGCCCUCGACAGCUCUGCUAGUACUGUGUUAUAUUUUGUAAGGUUUAGUAUAUCGCUUGUAAUGAAUCAAAGCCAAUAUUUUGAGCUACGUUUUUUGAGGAGCACUUUUCUAGUUUAGGACCCUAUUCUAUAGUAAACAAAUCGUUGGUGAUUUUUUUUUUCUUCUUCCCCAGAUUGCCAGCAAACUUACGCAUAAAGUAGACAGUGUUGCUCCAACCUGUGUUAUAUGUAGCCCACAAAGAACGACUGCAGGGAUGGUUAUGUAAAUACUGUUGCAUGCUCUGCUUGUUUGGUCCACAGUUGUAUGAAAUACUAUGAAUCUUUUUUUCAAAAGGAAAAUAUUUCCCCAGAAAUCAUAUGUCUGGGAAAAUUUACACUGACUUUUUCAGCAAACACUAUUUUCCAACUUUCUGUACCCUACUUCAUCUUACUGUACACCAGAAUUAUUUCACGCAGCUUAGAAAGCUGAAUUUCUCUUAAAUCUUACUGUUUAAGCCACAGAGAAAAGUUCUAAAUCCUUGAUGUUACUGUGAUGUGCUUGGAGCAUCUAGAAUGAUAGAUGGGAUUGCUGAAGAAUUAUUAAUGCGUUGGUUAUGUGCACUUUAAUCUCCACUUACGAUGAUUCUUCUUGGAGAAAGAAAGCAUCUAUUUGCUUUAAAUGAUCACAGCAAAUAAGUAUUUUUAUUGUAACAUAUAAAUGUUUUAUUCCUAUAUUAAUUGUCUCUUCCAGUGCAGGGUGGUAACUACUUUCCAAAUGCCAAAUCAAUUUCUGCUGAGUGAUGCUUUUCUACAAUUGUAUGACAUUAUUAAUCAAAUGUACAUAAAGUAUCGAUUGACAUGUUGGCUUUUAACAAUAUGAACUGUAUGUAUACAGUUGUUUGAUAAACUUUUUGUAAUAAAAUAUUCGUAUUUUUUAACUUAGUAUAUAAAUAAAUGAUCUGUGGUAGUGGA
Molecule: messenger RNA, 2470 nt
Organism: Grus americana (Whooping crane)
Lineage: Eukaryota; Metazoa; Chordata; Aves; Gruiformes; Gruidae
Gene: BRMS1L
Product: BRMS1 like transcriptional repressor
Exons: 10
Coding region: 63-1034 (323 amino acids)
Biological process (GO): negative regulation of transcription by RNA polymerase II
Cellular component (GO): Sin3-type complex
Molecular function (GO): histone deacetylase binding
Source: RefSeq, a predicted model, not a curated record